AUGUUUGCUGCCCGCCUGACAAGCCGUGCUGCUAAGCCCGUCGCCCGCCUGGCGAUGCCCGCUCGCAGCAGCUUCAUGCCGGCCCAAGUCCAAUAUCUCUCCUCUGGUAGCAAAGGCAGAGCUAUGCCCAAGCGUGGCAAAGCCGGCACCGCACCCGUUGCCUCUGUCCCUGCUACUUUUACCAUUCGCGACGGUCCCAUUUUCCGUGGAAAAGCCUUCGGCGCCAAUGCUAACAUCUCUGGCGAGGCGGUCUUUACCACGUCCCUCGUUGGAUAUCCCGAGUCUAUGACCGACCCUUCCUACCGCGGUCAGAUUCUCGUCUUCACUCAGCCUCUGAUUGGCAACUACGGAGUCCCCUCAAACGAGCGUGACCAGUACAACCUUCUCAAGUACUUUGAGUCACCCCACAUCCAGUGCGCCGGUGUUGUCGUCUCCGACGUGGCCCUCAACUACAGCCACUGGACCGCCGUCGAGAGCCUGGCCCAGUGGUGCGCUCGCGAGGGUGUUCCUGCAAUCUCUGGAGUCGAUACCCGAGAAAUCGUCACGUUCCUCCGAGAGCAGGGUUCCUCCCUCGCCAGAAUUUCCAUCGGCGACGAGUACGAUGCUGAUGAAGACGAGGGCUUCAUCGACCCUGGCCAGAUCAACCUCGUCAAGCGCGUCAGCACCAAGGCUCCCUUCGUCGUCGAGUCGCCCGGCGCUGACCUGCACGUUGCCCUCAUUGACUGCGGUGUCAAGGAGAACAUCAUGCGAAGCCUCGUCAGCCGCGGCGCCUCGGUUACUGUUCUGCCUUACAACUACCCGAUCCACAAGGUCGCUCAGCACUUUGAUGGCGUCUUCAUCUCCAACGGCCCCGGCGACCCGACUCACUGCCAGGAAACUGUCUACAACCUCGCCCGCCUGAUGGAGACCUCAUCCAUUCCCAUCAUGGGCAUUUGCCUCGGCCACCAGCUUCUGGCUCUCGCCGUCGGUGCCCGAACGAUUAAGCUCAAGUACGGCAACCGCGCCCACAACAUCCCUGCACUCGACUUGACCACGGGUCAGUGCCACAUUACCAGCCAGAACCAUGGCUAUGCCAUUGAUGCCAGCACUCUACCGAGCGAGUUCAAGGAGUACUUUGUCAACCUGAACGACGGCAGCAACGAGGGCAUGAUCCACAAGACUCGCCCCAUCUUCUCGACUCAGUUCCAUCCCGAGGCCAAGGGCGGUCCCAUGGACAGCUCGUACCUCUUUGAGAAGUAUCUCGACAGCGUCCGCCAGGCCAAGAGCGCCCAGACCGUCUACAAGGACAACCGCCCCAGCCAGUUCCUCCUCGAUGUCAUGAGCCGCGAGCGUGUUGGUGUUGAGCCCGAGUCGCUCGCCAGCGCUGCUUAA
This is a messenger RNA of Cordyceps fumosorosea ARSEF 2679, 1371 nucleotides long. Its product is annotated as Carbamoyl-phosphate synthase. The record is from RefSeq and is a predicted model, not a curated record. Gene Ontology annotation, biological process: 'de novo' pyrimidine nucleobase biosynthetic process; L-arginine biosynthetic process; L-glutamine metabolic process. The transcript is spliced from 3 exons. Gene Ontology annotation, molecular function: carbamoyl-phosphate synthase (glutamine-hydrolyzing) activity. The coding region runs from base 1 to 1371 and encodes 456 amino acids. NCBI's taxonomy places the organism in Eukaryota, Fungi, Ascomycota, Sordariomycetes, Hypocreales, Cordycipitaceae. Gene Ontology annotation, cellular component: carbamoyl-phosphate synthase complex; cytoplasm.